GGACGGAGUAUCUAUCCUUUACCCAUUCCGAUCCCCCACAAAGUUGGAGGCUGGAACCCUAAACCAAAUCUUCGUACUUACGAAGAAACCUUCCCAACGUGAUUGAUAAUAAUCACUCUCUCUUCCCCCAAAUCGCUCGCAUUCACUCAAUCCCAGCAUCGCCUGAAUCCUAAACCAGUGUGGACAUUUAUCAGUUUCACCUCAGCCGUUCAAGGUUAUCUCUAUUACCAUAAUCCGUCCGCUGACUUCCUAUCAGGACCCGCCCAAUAUCGUAGUUUUCCCUAUGGCCACCGCCACCGAUGCAACUGCCAAAUUUCAGCAGCCGGACCUCAUACCGAUCCCGCAACCGCCGGAUUAUCACCCGGAGAUCCUCGUUUUGCCUGCUCACGACGGCCUCCACUCCUGGCAGUUCAUGGUCGCGGGGUCAGUGGCCGGCAUGGUGGAGCACAUGGCCAUGUUCCCAAUUGAUACGAUCAAGACCCGAAUGCAAGCCUUAGUGUGUUGCCCAAUCAAAUCCGUCGGCGUCCGCCAGGCUCUUCAGUCCAUCCUAAAAUCCGACGGCGUUCGUGGGCUUUACCGCGGAAUAGGAGCAAUGGGUCUGGGUGCCGGCCCAGCACACGCGGUCUACUUCUCCGUCUACGAGUUAUGUAAAGAGUCAUUCUCCCGUGGGAAUCCAAAUAACCCAGCCGCCCAUGCCGCAUCCGGGGUGUGCGCCACAGUGGCCAGCGACGCAGUCUUCACGCCAAUGGAUAUGGUGAAACAGAGGCUCCAACUGAGCAGCAGCCAGUACAAGGGGGUGUUUGAUUGCGUGAGGGUGGUUUUGAGAGAGGAAGGGGUUAGUGCUUUUUACGCUUCCUAUAAGACAACUGUGUUGAUGAAUGCCCCAUUCACAGCUGUGCAUUUUGCUACUUAUGAGGCGGCAAAGAGAGGUUUGUUAGAAGUUUCUCCUGAGAAUGCAAGUGAUGAACGGUUAGUAGCACAUGCUACUGCAGGGGCGGCUGCUGGGGUUUCAGCUGCCUUGUUUACAACGCCACUUGAUGUGGUUAAAACUCAGCUGCAGUGUCAGGGCGUAUGUGGAUGUGACAGAUUUAAAAAUAGUUCAAUUAGGGAUGUGCUCAAAACAAUCGUAAAGAAAGAUGGGUAUAGUGGACUGAUGAGGGGUUGGAUGCCCAGGAUGCUCUUCCAUGCUCCAGCAGCUGCAAUAUGCUGGUCCACGUAUGAAGCUUCUAAAUCCUUCUUUCAAGAUUUGAACACUACCACUAACCGCAGAAAUGCUACCUGAAAAUCUCCCGAAGAGCAGUCAUUGGCUGUUUUUGUCAUUUACACCUCGGGUUUUUGCCGCAACCAUUGUGGGGCCACUAGGAUGACAGGAGAUGAGAUUAGCGUAUGCAACCUGUGGCAAAUGUCAUGUAGUGAUGUAGAGGAAGUGUAUUUGUAAGAGUUACAAUAAGUGUAUCUCAAAAAGUCAGUAAUAGAUGAAAUUUUGUGGAGCUAGAUAUGAAUCUGCCCCCGACACCAUGGAGUAUGUUACACGGCAACAGAUCAUCCGGGUUUUUUCUUUUGACAUUGGUAAUUUGUAAACGCACACCCGGAUAGAGUAGGUGGGACCAUGGGAGUGGCUGUCAUGGGCCUGUCAUUGGCUACCAGUUCUGUUUACUACGAGAGAAUUAUUAUAUUUUAUUUAUCCCUUACAAUAACAAUUCUCUUAUUUCUUCAUCA
Molecule: messenger RNA, 1719 nt
Organism: Cuscuta europaea
Lineage: Eukaryota; Viridiplantae; Streptophyta; Magnoliopsida; Solanales; Convolvulaceae
Source: the annotation of a GenBank genome assembly